GAUUCUGGUCUUCUUAUCUGCAAUCCCCCAACCCUAAUCUUCACACACACUCUAAAUUCACAUCUUCUGCUGUUUGCUAUGCUUGAAUACUGCUGCGAGUUGAUGUCUUCUUUGUCAUUACUGUUGUGAUUUGGCUGUUCUUGUGGGGAUAAAAUAGUCAUGGAUCGGCUAAAUGCUUCUGCUCGCCUCAUGAUAGUUUCUGAUCUUGAUCAUACGAUGGUUGAUCAUCAUGAUCCUGAGAACCUCUCUCUUCUUCGGUUUAAUGCUUUAUGGGAAGCUAAUUAUCGUCACGAUUCCCUUCUUGUUUUCUCGACUGGAAGGUCCCCUACACUUUACAAACAGUUGAGGAAAGAGAAACCUAUGCUAACCCCAGAUAUAACCAUAAUGUCUGUGGGAACAGAGAUAACAUAUGGUAACUCAAUGGUGCCAGACAAUGGUUGGGUUGAGGUUCUGAAUCAGAAAUGGGAUAAGAACAUCGUCAAAGAGGAAGCAAGCAAAUUAUCUGAACUUACUCUUCAGUCAGAGACAGAGCAACGACCUCACAAGGUUAGCUUCUAUGUGGAUAAAGAUAAGGCCCAGGCUGUGAUGAAGGGACUUUCAGAGCUAUUAGAAAAACGUGGGUUGGAUGUUAAAAUAAUAUAUAGUGGAGGAAUGGAUCUGGAUAUAUUACCACAGGGUGCAGGCAAAGGUCAAGCUCUUGCAUAUUUGCAUAAGAAAUUUAGGACCGAGGGGAUACAACCAACUAACACUCUUGUUUGCGGCGACUCGGGAAAUGAUGCUGAACUAUUUAGCAUUCCUGAAGUAUAUGGUGUCAUGGUUAGCAAUGCUCAAGAAGAAUUGCUGCAGUGGCAUGCUGAAAAUGCCAAGAAUAACCAAAAAAUAAUCCACGCAACUGAGAGAUGUGCUGCUGGGAUCAUACAAGCAAUUGGCCAUUUUGGUCUUGGUCCAAAUACUUCUUUAAGAGAUAUUGCAGACCUAUCUGACCAUAAACUCGAGAAAUUUAACCCUGGUCAUGAGGUAGUUAAAUUUUACUUGUUCUAUGAGAGAUGGAGGCGUGCAGAGGUUGAUAAUUCUGAGAUGUAUUUGGCAGCUCUCGGAGCUUCUUGUUGUCCAUCUGGUGUUCAUGUCCAUCCAUGUGGUUUUGAGCUGUCUCUUCAGGAAUGCAUAAACAAAAUGAGAAGUUUAUAUGGAGACAAACAAGGACAGAAGUUCCGGGUCUGGGUGGAUCGUGUACUUCCUACACAAAUUGGUUCUGAUACGUGGAUGGUAAAAUUUGAUAAGUGGGAAUUAUCAGGUGAGGAGCGCCAUUGUUGCAUGACUACCACUAUAGUUAGUUCAAAGGCAGACAGUUUCACUUGGAAGCAUGUGCAUCAGACAUGGCUGGAAGGAUCAGGAACCACAGAGGGUGCAAGCUGGCUUUUCUAGAUUGGGACGACUGAUGAACUUCAACAGUUUCCGACAACCAUCAAUUCCUUCCUAAAAUAAAUACUUUGCAGAGUCAUAAAUAUUCAUCCAUUUCAUGUACAUAUGGCUCUGCAUUGUUCCAAUUUUAUUGGAUUUUCCCAAAGGGACAUGUUGAUGUCUCUUGUUCUGGUCACAAUAAGUGAAACUUCUUGUUCUGGUCUUUUAAAAUGCUGCAGGAUGAUUGAGCUUUAUGAUAAUAUGAGAUCUUUUUUGCCCA
This is a messenger RNA of Tripterygium wilfordii, 1681 nucleotides long. Its product is annotated as sucrose-phosphatase 2-like. Gene Ontology annotation, molecular function: magnesium ion binding; sucrose-phosphate phosphatase activity. The transcript has 9 exons. Gene Ontology annotation, biological process: sucrose biosynthetic process. The record is from RefSeq and is a predicted model, not a curated record. The coding region runs from base 160 to 1425 and encodes 421 amino acids. Lineage: Eukaryota; Viridiplantae; Streptophyta; Magnoliopsida; Celastrales; Celastraceae.